Messenger RNA from Photinus pyralis (common eastern firefly), 3472 nucleotides. RefSeq lists its product as uncharacterized. The transcript is spliced from 8 exons. Bases 235 to 2328 code for a protein of 697 amino acids. NCBI's taxonomy places the organism in Eukaryota, Metazoa, Arthropoda, Insecta, Coleoptera, Lampyridae. The record is from RefSeq and is a predicted model, not a curated record.
AUUUGCAGCUUCUCGCUCGUCCUUGAGGCGGCAAUUUGUUUAUAUUUAAAAAACAGAACAAUUAAUUUUGAUUAUUUGCACAUGAUGUCUUUAAAAGAACAAAAAAGCGAACUCAUUUGUUUGUGUACAAUAACACAAUUAAGAUUGAUCAAUGUCGUCAAGAGGAUCGAGUGGUUUGAGUUGCUCAGUUUCUAAAGAAAAGGUUUGAAUGGGCAGCAUGGAAGUUUUUGUACAAUGGACAUCGGAGAGAUUGCUGUUGAAAGUGGACCGUGUCUCGAUACAGUGAGGGCUCUGCAUCAAACCGUUGUCGCGCUUAGGACCGCUUUGGAAAGAAGUCGGAACGAAAUCUUGGAGUUAAAACGGAGAGCCUGGCCGAAACACCCUUUGGAAAAUGUUUUAAACAAUCUCUCUCAUCAGGAUGACGGCGGCAAACACGUCAGAAUUUGCACACCGACUUCGUUGACCGACCCGCGACAAGUUUACCAAACUUGUACAUCGCAAAACUUUCGUAAUGAAGGUCUCCACCCCUUUGUAGAUAUAUCAAUUUCGAUCGAAAAAGUAAGCCCUCGGCGGAUCUCCGCCUCACUCGACAAUUUGGUUGUACCCAAAAGUUUGAGUGUCUCAAAAACGUUCAGCUACUCAAACAUACCACGCAGAAUGAACGAAAAUUCGACACCCCGCCUAUCGGCACGUGCCAUGUCAACUCCGCUAAACGUAUCGUCGUCGCCAAACAUCUCAGAUUGCCAAAAUACCUCAACCAACGGCCUACCGUUGGAAAACGCUCAAUCCGAACCGACCCUCCCUCACGAGCUCGAAGAGGUCGACGAUAUCGAGCUAAUAUUUACCACCGACGAGACUAGGGACUCUGAUUUCAAAGAGGAGCUCGUUCCGAUAGAUCACGAUGGACCGGCACGGAAUCUACACGAGUUCGAGCACAGCUUGUCGGAUCGCGAAUUGGACGACGACGUGUUCAGCGAGACCGAAGGUUUGGAUUCGACCAAGAAGGAAAACUCGCAGAUGGGCAACUCGAAGUCCGACAACUCGAUCAAUCACGAGGAGAAGAGCCUGAAAAGUUACUACUCGUAUCAGGAUUCCAGCUUCGAGAAUAAGUCCCUCGAGAAGGACGAGAGUUUCGAUAGGUUCGACGAUCGUAUACGCAUUAUUGAAACUGAUAUUUCCAAAUGCGGUAUUACCGAUGCGGAUUACGCGGCGGCGAGGAGAAACACCUGUCCCAAUCCGUUACCGUAUCGGCCUAUUAUACACAGGGAAGGAACGGGUAAAGGCCUAAACACGCGUCAGGGCCGGCCUAUCCUGUCCUAUUCGAGCAAUGCGCGACGCGAGUCCGGAGUCCAGACCGACAUCUCCGCCGUGUCCAGUUCGUCUUGGCGUUCGGAAAGUAGCCUCGCUCACAAGGCGAAAGUCGGUGAGAACUUUACCACGUUACCUUCGAAGUUUCCGCUUCCCGGUUCUCGCCUGCAUUUAUCGGAGAAGACAAACGUGGAGGCGAGACGGAUCUUACUGUCCGAUAUUGGCUUCACGAGCAUGGUGCCGGAACUGUCACGGUCCGCCGAUCACCUAUGCCCCGCCAAUUUGAAGGCGCCGUUGCCGACGUCCUACGGACAAUUCCUGAGGACGCCGGAUUUGUACUCGCCAAGCUUCAUGUCUCAGAAAUUCACGUGGACGGCUACUACAGCAUCGCCAAGCGAAGUAAGUCAACUGCAUUCCCAAUUCGGCAGCAUGUACCCACUGUCGUCGCCGCCCGCGCCGUCAAGGCGGUUUUCGGCGCCGGUCUCGCCGUCUCGCAGAGUAAUCAAGCCGACGAUUUCCAAAGUGCGUUUCGCCAACGGCUCGCUGCCCGAGCUCAGGACGGAUUGGAAUUCGACGCUCGACAGCGGCGACUCCACAGACAGCCUGGUGGAGGAGGCGGAGCAUUACUUGCGUCGAUCGAUCGACUGCAUAUCCGAUAGCGUUUACGGAAAUCGUAGGGACGAGUUUAGGCUGCGCAAGUCGAGGCGCGCGUCCGCCCCCGAACCGGCGGGCGAUAACGUUCCGCCGCAAAAUUGGCAGCCGUUCUUGCCUAGAAAUCCGCGCGAUCUACACCUGGACCAUUGGGUGAAGGUCAUCGUUCCCGAGGGAAGGGUGCGAGGGGGACGCGUCCGGUACGUGGGAACGUUAAUCAAUCAAGCUGAACAGUUCGUGGGGGUGCAGCUAAGCACUCCCGAUGGGCAUUCCGAUGGCACUUACAAAAGUAGGCGGUAUUUUAAUUGUGAGCCUUGCCAUGGAAUCUUUGUGCCAUUUAAGAAAGUUGUUAUGGGCUGGAGACCAUAAUUGAUUGAGUUUCGCUGGAAGUGAAUCGGUUCAUAAGGUCUUUGGAGGAAAUCAUUUUGUACACACUUCAUUUUUAAGCGUCACAAUAUUUAUCAUUUAAAAACACACGCGCGUGGGCCUUCGCAGCAGUCGUCGGAGCGCCAGCUUGGUUGAAUAAAAAUGAUCGGAUCAAGAAUGUGGCCCACACCUUGCACCUUCUUUCUAUUGCGCUCAUUUUAUUAAGUGGCACUCAAAGAUCAUGCUCAAAGAAAGGCGAUAACUUAAAUCAAGAGUACUUACUGAUUUAUUUGAAUUAAGUUCAAGGACUUGGCACUAGAGGGCUACAAGAUAUAUCGGCUACGGAUUGCCAUACUUAUUCAAAAGGUGAUAAGUGGGUUUAUUGAAAAUCUCUAGUAGGACACUUGUUAAUAGCGUAGGUUACCAGACUGAUGUUCAAUGUUAGAGGGGGCGAUGCGACCUCACUUAAGCCGCAGAACCCCGAUGGCAAAACAAACGCGCCAUAAGAAUAGUGGCACAAAUUAGUUGAAUGCACAAUUUGGACUAGAUAUCGAUUGCCUUACAUUAAUUAAAAAUGAUCCAGCUUCGAUUUCUCAUUUUGAUCUCUGAUUUGCAUGUAUACAUAUCAUAUAUAUUUGUAUUUUUGUAUCUAUUUAAGCCUAUGAUUUUGUAAGCGACCUUGCCAGAGGCGAGAAGGUAUUUUUGUAUGAGAUUCGAAAUUGAACUGCCAAACUUUUUUUGUUUCCUAAAACUGUCUAAUGUUCGACAUUUAAAUGAUAUAAUCUCAAAGUUGCAUUCGCCUAAAAAGUAUCAGACAUACCUAAUCGAACAUAAGUGAACCGUUAGUGCUUUGUGUUGUUACCAUGAGAUAAUAUAUGACCUAAUCAACUGAAAUUGCCAAUUUAUUUUUUAGAAAAACUUAUAUCUGUGUAUUAUAAUGUAGAAAAUUGAAUGUACUUGUUUCUCCUUUGUCUCUUAAAUGUUUAGAAAUGGAAAGAUGUUUGUUUUCCCUAAUAACUGUAACAAAUCCUGUAGAACCAUUAUGAGUCGACCACGUUAAUUAUAUAGGAAUUGAAUAAAUGUUCCUGUUAUCAUCUUUAUGAAGAAUUGUAAAUAAAAUAAGAAAUAUAUAUAUACAUAUCUAUUA